AUGACUGAACAUGGGCUUGCAUCUACUCUUACUGAAAUGCCUCUUAUAACUCCACUGAUCAACAGAGAUCCUAUACAUCGGAUUAUACUGGUGCAUGUUAACCCUGGGGAGACCCUCACCAUCAAGUCCGAUGAUGGGAGCAUUCAAAAUAUUCAAGGACCCGCUGAUGUACCUUUGAUGUCACCAAGUGGUACUUUACCACCAAUAUAUCUUCCUCCUGGUUACAUGUCUCAGGUGGUGGAAGAAAAUGGAAUUCGAAAAAUUAUCAUUGUGCCUCAGACAACCGACUACUACACGACCAUGUCUGCUCCCAUACAACAAGUAUCACCCUGCAUGGCACCAACUUUUAUGUAUCCACAAGCCACUCAACUGAUAUAUCCCACACCUCAAGGGGAAUUUCUGCCACCUUACAUUCAAGAGCCUGUGCCACAGCAGCUGCCACCACCACCACUGCUGCCAUAUCCACCACCGUUGCCACCACCACCACCACUGCUGCCGCAUCCACCGCCGUUGCCACCACCACCACCACCACCACCACUGCUGCCACAUCCACCGCCGUUGCCACCACCACCACCACCACCACCACUGCUGCCACAUCCACCGCCGUUGCCACCACCACCACCACCACCACCACUGCUGCCACAUCCACCACCGUUGCCACCACCACCACCACUGCCACCACCACCAGCAGCAUUUAUAUAUCAUGAGCAGCAUGAAACCUAUUCCCAUGGAAGAGCAAAUUAUAACCAACUUGAUGAAAGGACUGGUAAAAUGGAAGAAUAUAUGAAGAAAGAAAUGCAAGAAAGCCAGAUUGAUGGACACGAAAAUAGCUGUAUGAUUACCAACACCUCACUGCUUUUGAACCAAGCCAAUGAUUUUCCCAGUAUUCCUGGUACUCUGAGCACUUACACUGUGGACUAUGCUCCAAGCACCUGCACUGUUGACAGUACUUCAAGCACCUACACUGUGGACAAUACUUCCAGCACUUACACUGUAGACAAUGUUCCAUGCACCUACACUACCAAAGACACUUUAAGUACCUGCACUGUGAACAAUACUCUGAACAUUUACACUGCUGACAAUACUCCCAGUACUCACACUGUUGACCACCCUCCAAGUACUUAUAUUACUGACAAUACUCCCUGGAAUUCUUCCAUUGACCAUGCUUUUAAUACUUCCACCACAGACACUGAUCUGCACCCUUCCACCAGUGAAAAUAGUGUUCAGAGCCCUUCCAGCACUAAUCAUGCCUCCAAGACUUCCAUCUCUGACAGUACUCCCACACCACCACCUAUUGACAGUACUCCAAGCUCUUCCAUCCCUGACAGUGCUCCCAACCCUCCCAUCUCUGAAAGUGCUCCAAGUACUUCUGCCACCGAUGUUGCUCUCAAUACAGCCAAUGCGACCAGCACUUCCAAUGCUGCUAGUGCUCACGUUGAAACUAGUCAUGGAAACAAAUGCAUCAACCCAGGAAGCGAAGACAUCAAGUGGAAACCAGAUGGAAAACGAAGCAAGAGUCCAUCAUCAAAUACUGCAGAAAAAGAAUGCAGAACAGAACAUGGAAAGUCUUGCUGUUUCAGCAUUGAGAAACCUGUAGUUUCUGAUAUUCAGACAAGCUCUGCUGUUAUUUCAUGGAAGACACACGGUUCUGAAAAAUGCAAUCAUACUCAAUCUCCUGUAACAUUUGAAUUAGCAAUAUCUAACAGUGGUAAAAAUGGAAAAUAUAUAAAUGUAUAUAUUGGUGAUGAAUUUACAUUUACUCUACUUGAUCUACAGCCAUUCAUGGUCUAUUUUGUAAGAAUUACAACUGAAAGAGGCUCAGCACACAGAACUGUGUCUGAAGUGGUUAGCUUCACAACUCCAGGUUGCAAACCAGACCGUCCGCUUGCACCCAAACUGAUUAAUCGAUCCAAGAGCAGCCUGAAUUUACAGUGGAAAGGUUCCAAUGGUAAUGGUUCUAAAAUAAACAGCUUCUUUUUGGAAUGGGAUGAGGGCAAAGGUGAAGACUUCAAAAAUUGCUAUAUAGGUACCAUGAAACAGCACAAGAUCCUUAAACUGAAUGCUUCUACAAAAUAUUCAUUCAGAUUAGCUGCCAAAAAUAAGUUCGGCUUGAGUGAUUUCAGUGAAAUAGCAGUCUUCCAUACAUCAGGAACUAUGCCUCCAACACCUUCACCCCCUAAGCUGAAAGAAGCAGGAAUCUGUAAUUUGUCACUAGAAUGGUGUGCCCCAAUUAACACAAAUCCAAAUGACAGUCUUACUUAUGUACUAGAAAUGGAGGAAGCAGGAUCUGGGUUGGGUUUUAAACCUCAAUACAAUGGAGAAGAUCUUUCAUGCACUAUAAGAAAUCUUCAGAGAAGUACCACAUACAAGUUCAGGAUCUUUGCCUGCAAUACAGAAGGAAGAAGCAUCCCCAGUAGAGAAGUAGAAUAUGCUACCUGUCCAGAUAAGCCUGGAUCCCCUAAAAAGCCAUAUAUAAAGGGAAAGAUCCAUGCACACAGAGUAAAAAUUGGAUGGGAACCACCCGAAGAUAAUGGUGGGACAAACAUUUCAAGUUACAGUUUAGAAGUUAGGGAGAAUUUGGAUGGUAAGGCAUCAUGAUUUUUUUAAGUGAAUUUCUGGAACAUAAUCUACAAUGGAACCACAAGGGAAUUUCUGUACAAUCACCUGCAACCUGGUACUACAUAUAAAUUAAGAGUCUUUUGCACUUCACCUAUAGGCCAUAGCCAGCCUUCAGAUAUAUUGACUGUUCAGACACCUAAUCUUUCUCCUGCAUCUUGCUGUCCUCCACCCUUGAAUGGUAAAGUGCAGUCCAAAGAAACCAACAUCUUAUGCAACAAUUCUCCUACAAAAGGAAACUCUGAAGUACUUAUAAAUGUCAAAAAGGCAAAUGGUAACCAAGAUGAUGCACAAGGGCACUCUGGCUCAGAAGUGAGAUGCACAAUUCCUGUAUGUAAUGUUACUGAAAUCACUGAUUACAGACUAGAGUGGGGACAAACUGAAGAUUCGAUGCACUUGAUUUACACUGGCCCUUGUCUGAGCUAUGAAGUUAAAGGUCUCAUUCCUGCCACUACGUAUUUUUGCAGAGUUCAGGCCGUAAAUAUAGUUGGAGUUGGAAUGUUUGGAGAAACUGGCAUAGUAACCACACCAGCAACUGUACCAGCAGUAGUAACAGUGUUACAAGAAUUUGAAAACAAAGUUCCUGCCAAAUUGGCAUCAUCUUGCAUUGCUAUUCAAUGGGAGGAACCAGAUUGCCAUGGUUCUGCAAUCACUGGCUAUAACAUUGAAUAUGGAGACAGAAAAAUUUUGACUGUUAAUAGAGUAACAGAAUGUCUUCUGAAAAAUCUACAGCCUGAUACAACAUACAAAAUCAGAAUUCAAGCUAUCAAUCAUUAUGGACUAAGCCCUUUUAGCCAGCCAAUAAGAACCAAAACCAAGCCACUGCCACCUGAGCCUCCACGACUUGACUGUGUGGUAUAUGGGCACCAAAGCCUCAAACUGAAAUGGGGUAACUCUUCAAGCAAAAGAUUACUUUCUAACCUUACAAGCUAUAAUUUAUUAAUGGGAGAUCGAUCCGAAAGAUUUUCUAUUAUUUAUCACGGACCUUGUCAGAGUCACAAGGUACAAAGAUUGAGUGAACACACGCAAUAUAAAUUUAAAAUCCAAGCAUGUAAUGAAGCUGGUGAGGGGCCACUGUCUGAUAUCUAUACUUUCACUACAACCAAAACCCCACCAGCCACACUUAAAGCACCUAAAUUGCAGCAGUUGAAUAACAAUACUUGUGAGGUCAAAUGGGAAUCUUUGGAGCCAAUAAACGGAGAUUCCAUAGUUUACAGUCUUCAGCUCAUCAGUGGAAAAGGAACUGACGUGAUUUACAAAGGACCGAACACAUCGUUCACCUUUUCCAACUUUCUCACAAAUUCACAUUACUGCUUCAAAGUCUGCGCUGGACGUCAAUAUCAGAAUUCUGCUGGGAUACAAGAGCUCUGGGGACAUUGUAGCCAGAGUGCUCUUUUCUCAACCUAUAAGCAACAGCUGGGGCCUGGCAAAGAUGUUAGAAGAAAGAGAGGAAGCAGCCCUAAUGAAGGGAAACAUGAAAAACUCAAGAUAGAGAUGAGUGAUGAUACCUUUGUUCUGAUCCUUGUGAUAGGAUUUGCACUAAUUGCCAUUCAAUGUGCUGCUAUGAUUCAGUACCUCCUUAUCAACUAA
This is a messenger RNA of Dama dama (fallow deer), 4206 nucleotides long. Its product is annotated as fibronectin type III domain containing protein 3C1-like. The record is from RefSeq and is a predicted model, not a curated record. Gene Ontology annotation, molecular function: protein binding. Lineage: Eukaryota; Metazoa; Chordata; Mammalia; Artiodactyla; Cervidae. The transcript has 24 exons.